GAUAAUAGAAUGGUUCGUAUAUUUUUUGUGUACAAAGAAGAAGGGUAGCUACCGAAAGCUUACAUCAAUGGCGGAUUCUGCUCCAGCCAGCUUCUUGACGCGUGCUAAUGCUAUACUUAGAAAAAACUUAACCUAUCAGAAACGGAACAUAUGGAGCAACGUUCGACUCAUCAUGAUCCCUUUCUAUCUCUGCAUAUGUCUUUUGUGUAUCCAAGCUCUGUUCGAUUCACAAGUCAAUAACUCUGUAGAUAAUCAAUGUGGAUGUAAAUGCAUUGACAAAACUGGAGAGGGCAAAUGCGAAAUGGUAUGCGGUGUCCAAUAUUCGUCUAGGGACCAAGGAGUCUUUUGUGCUUUCCCAAAACCUCAACCAUGGCCUCCUUUGAUCCUAAUCCCGCAUCCUCAGGCUCGCGCUGCUGAUGCCAGUUUCACUGAUGAUGACUCGUGCAGACGAAAAAAUAUUUGUCCUGUAACGAUACUUCUCACUGGGAAUAAUCAUUCUCUUGGAGCAACUUUAUCUAACAACCUUCUCAAGAGGUCUUUUACAAUGGAUUCCUCUGACCUCUUUUCCGGUGUAGCGGAUAAUCUCUUGGCUACAACAUAUAAGGGAAGUGCCACCAAUUAUCUUGAUGCAGGGAUUGUCUCAGAUCUUACCAUGUACAACAUCCAACCUCGGUGCCCUCCAAAUUCUAACUUUACAUUCUCAGUUGGACAAGCACCUCUCAAUUUUACCAAAGAGAUGAGAUGCGUUCAAGGAUUGAAUCUUUGGAGAAAUAGCUCUAGAGAGGUCAAUCAUGAGAUUUUUAAAGGUUAUCAGCAAGGGAAUUCUGAUGGGAAAAUAAGUGAGAUUGUUGCAGCGUAUGAUCUUUUGGACACCGAUAGAAGUAACUUCAAUGUGAACAUAUGGUAUAACGCAACCUACAAAGGUGAAGCAGAAAAUAGAGGAAAUAAGCGUAAUAUAAAGUUGGUCCGAGUUCCCCCCUUAGUCAAUUUGGUAUCAAAUGCUUAUCUUCAGUAUUUGCAAGGCGCUGGGACAAAGAUGUUGUUUGAGUUUGUCAAAGAAAUGCCUAAACAAGAAACUAAACUUCGUCUAGACAUCGCAUCUCUAAUUGGUUCAGUAUUCUUCACAUGGGUUAUUCUUCUUCUGCUACCUGUGAUCUUGACCUCAUUGGUGUAUGAGAAGCAGCACCGUCUAAGAGUUAUAAUGAAAAUGCAUGGCCUAGGAGAUGGUCCAUAUUGGAUGAUAACCUACGCAUAUUUUCUCGCUAUAUCCACGUUAUACAUUAUAUGCUUGAUGAUAUUUGGCUCAGCAAUAGGACUGAAGUUCUUUCGCCUUAAUGACUUGAGCUUCCAGUUCGUUUUCUAUUUUCUCUACAUAAAUCUGCAAAUCUCCAUCGCCUUUCUAGUUUCCUCAGCAUUUUCAAAGGUUGAGACAGCAUCAGUUGUUGCUUACGUAUACGUAUUUGGAUCUGGGCUACUAAGCUUGUAUCUCUUCCACUAUCGCAUUGAAGAUUUAUCGUUUUCGAGAGGAUGGAUUUUUGUCCUGGAACUGUUUCCUGGCUUCUCUUUGUACCGUGGGUUGUAUGAGCUCGCGCAAUAUGCUUAUGAGGGAAAUUUGAUUGGGAAAGAUGGGAUGAAGUGGAAAGAUUUCAGUGAUAAUGCAAUGGAUGAAGUUUUCUACAUUAUUAUCGUUGAGUGGUUUGUUGCACUCAUUGCAACAUAUUAUAUCAAUAAGAUAUCUUCAUCGGGAAAACACCCUUUGUUUUUCUUGAAAAAACAAAAACCUUUCAAGAAAUCUCCUUAUCCACAAAGUACUAGCAUGCACAGACGAGUCUCUACAGUUUCCGUAGAAAUGGAGAAACUAGAUGUCAUUCAAGAGAGUGAAAAAGUUAAGCAAUUGAUGGUUGAGCCAAGCAUAAGCCAUGCGAUUGUAUGUGACCACUUGAAGAAGGUAUAUCCAGGUAGGGAUGGGAACCCGCCUAAAAAGGCAGUUCGAGGAUUAUCUCUUGGAGUGACUUCAAGUGAAUGCUUUGGUAUGUUAGGGCCCAAUGGUGCUGGCAAGACCUCUUUUAUCAAUAUGAUGACUGGCCUUGUGAAACCAACAUCUGGGACAGCUUUUGUUCAAGGUUUGGACAUUUGCAAGGAUAUGGACAGAAUAUACACCAGCAUGGGUGUAUGCCCACAACACGACUUGCUCUGGGAAACGCUGACAGGAAGGGAACAUCUGCUCUUUUAUGGGAGACUUAGGAAUCUCAAAGGCUCUUAUCUUAACCAAGCUGUAGAAGAGUCUCUUAAGAGUGUGAACCUUCUCUAUGGAGGAGUUGCUGAUAAACCUGCUGGAAAAUACAGCGGAGGUAUGAAAAGACGGCUAAGCGUAGCCAUUUCACUUAUCGGGAGUCCUAAGGUGGUUUAUAUGGAUGAGCCAAGCACAGGACUUGAUCCAGCUUCAAGAAUGAACCUGUGGACAGUCAUCAAGAAAGCAAAAAAACACAGUGCGAUAAUCCUCACUACUCAUUCAAUGGAAGAAGCAGAGUUUCUUUGUGACCGAUUGGGGAUUUUUGUAAACGGAAGGUUACAAUGCAUAGGGAAUCCAAAAGAGCUAAAGAGAAGGUAUGGCGGAUCUUAUGUGUUAACAAUGACAACAUCAUCAGAACAUGAGAAUGAUGUGGAGAUGUUGGUUCAAGAUGUUUCCCCAAACGCCAAGAAGAUAUAUCACAUCGCAGGGACACAGAAAUUUGAGAUCCCAAAAGAGGAAGUUCGGAUCUCGGAAGUGUUUCAGGCGGUUGAGAAGGCGAAGAGGAAUUUCAAGGUGUUUGCUUGGGGACUUGCGGAUACAACUCUUGAAGAUGUUUUCAUUAAAGUUGCUAAAACUGCUCCAGCCUUUAAUGUAUUCUCUUGAAUCUUCUUAAGUUUGGUUAUGUUCGUUUGAUUGUGAUUGCGACUAUGAAUCGCAUGAUGUUGUUCGUUUAACAAUCAUGCGACUGAUUGCUAUGACUAAUUGCUACUUAAACAGUCGCUACAUUGAUUUUUUUCUGCGAUCAAAGAAAAUAGUUAAUAUCACCA
Messenger RNA from Camelina sativa (false flax), 3060 nucleotides. It is a transcript of the gene ABCA3, whose product is annotated as ABC2 homolog 2. Gene Ontology annotation, cellular component: intracellular membrane-bounded organelle; membrane. The record is from RefSeq and is a predicted model, not a curated record. Gene Ontology annotation, biological process: lipid transport; transmembrane transport. NCBI's taxonomy places the organism in Eukaryota, Viridiplantae, Streptophyta, Magnoliopsida, Brassicales, Brassicaceae. Gene Ontology annotation, molecular function: ATP binding; ABC-type transporter activity; lipid carrier activity.